AUGUCAAAGUUUUCCAUCUUCAGGAGUAUUAAUAGAUUAGUGAUUCUACCCACGACUGGUUUCACGCUGGGAUAUGUAAGUUUUAUGAAGACAUGGCCCAGUGAAGCCGGAUCGAUGUCUUUGAAAGAUAAAUUAACAGGUCCCGGUGACAAUAGAUUACAUUUACAACGUUUAGACAUUAUAUCUAAGAUUCAAAAUGAUCGCUUCUAUAAGAACUUCGAAGAAGAUACCAGUGUGAUAUAUCGAAGACAAAGUGAGACCUUACCUAAGGAUCAUUUGCCAUACCAUGUGGGCCAGGGAGUAUUAUUCGGACCAGGUAAAUUAGAGAUAGAUCCCAUUAUAUUCCAUGAUGAAGCUGAUAAAUCUAUUGUGGUGUUCUAUCAUUUGGGUGAAGGGUUAGGUAACGAAAAUGGGAACGUGCACAAGGGAAUAUUAUCACUCCUUAUGGAUGAAGCCUUAUGUUAUUGUGGAUUCCCCACGUUACCUAACGGUAGGGGUGUUACAGCCAAAUUAUCGCUAAAGUUUUUGAACGAUCUGCCUGUAAAUUCCACAAUUGUGUUAAGGGCGAACGUGAGAGAAACUAAGGGAAGAAAAUGUAUCAUUGAUGGAACAGUAGAAUCCAUGCCCACUAAGGAUUGGUUGAGAUAUUUAGUUGGUCAGGAAAAAUUUAAAAAGGGUAAGAUAUAUGCUAGUGCGGAAUGUAUAUUAGUUGAACCUAAAUGGUUUAAAUAUUUAAAAUCAUUAAAAAUUAUGUAA
This is a messenger RNA of Naumovozyma castellii, 756 nucleotides long. It is a transcript of the gene MRX3, whose product is annotated as Mrx3p. The record is from RefSeq and is a predicted model, not a curated record. The transcript has a single exon. Lineage: Eukaryota; Fungi; Ascomycota; Saccharomycetes; Saccharomycetales; Saccharomycetaceae. Bases 1 to 756 code for a protein of 251 amino acids.